UGCACUAAGCUCCCAUCUCGUCGCACUAGUCUUUGACAGCUUAGAAAUCUUGCCGAAGAAGAAGAUGGGAGUAUUCACAUUCGUUUGCAAAAGCAAAGGCGGGGAAUGGAGCGCUAAGCAACACGAGGGAGACCUCGAAGCCUCCGCUUCUUCCACCUACGAUCUCCAGCGCAAGGUUGUUCAGACUGCUCUCUCCGCCGAUUCCUCCGGUGGCGUUCAGUCUUCCUUCUCUCUCGUCUCCCCUACCUCCGCCGUCUUCCAGGUGAUCAUUGGUGGUGGUUCUGGAGGAGGAUUUGCUGCCGGUGGAGGUGCAGCAGCUGGAGGCGGUGGUGGAGGUGAGGCCGCCGCAGCCACAAAGGAGGAAGAAAAGAAAAAGGAAGAAUCUGAAGAGGAGGAAGGCGACUUUGGAUUUGAUCUCUUUGGUUAAUGCUCUUUCGAAGGUGUUACUUUUUGAGGUUUAUUUGUUUCUCUUAUCUGAAUUGUGUUUUUUCGAUUGAACCUUUAUGCAAGAAAGACUACAAUGUCAGAAAUAUAUGUUUUGUUUCUUGUUUCAACCCA
Molecule: messenger RNA, 558 nt
Organism: Brassica oleracea var. oleracea
Lineage: Eukaryota; Viridiplantae; Streptophyta; Magnoliopsida; Brassicales; Brassicaceae
Product: 60S acidic ribosomal protein P3-2
Exons: 2
Coding region: 65-427 (120 amino acids)
Biological process (GO): translational elongation
Cellular component (GO): ribosome
Molecular function (GO): structural constituent of ribosome
Source: RefSeq, a predicted model, not a curated record